AUGAUUGGAAUGGUGAAUGUUCCGUGCGACAGCAUGCGCGAGUUCUACGCAGCUCCAACAGAUACGCCGGCGGCACGCUGCCAGCCGGUGGACGGGGUGAAGGUCGAGCCGGAGAUGGCCGUGAAGCUGCUCACUAACAGACCGCUAUUCAACCGGCGCCACGCCGAGCACAUCGACUACACGAAGGACGGGCGGAAGAUGAGCAACGGGGAGGUGCUGCAGAAGCACAACCCGAACAAGCUGUGGGAGGAGCUGCUGAUCCGGACGUUCGCGAAGAAGGUGGAGGACGAGGUGAAGAACCCGGUGGAGGGGAUGCGGCAGCUGGAAGCGGGGAUGGAGACGUUGCGGGGGAGUCUUGACAAAACCCAAUCGAAUUCGAUGUUCUCCCUCGUCUCCGACCACCGGCUGAUGGCUGAAAUCGCGGUCGCUGAAGAUGUGGAGGAGGAGGAGCGGCUUUUGAAAAGAAUUAAGUUGAGCGCCGAGCCGGCCGACGAGCUGGAGGACGAGGAGCACGAGCGCCACCGCAGCGCCUCCACCGUCUCGCACCCGAUCAGCAGCAAGCGGCUGUCCAUCAGCAAGCUAGAGACCAAGAGCAAGACGUUGGCCCUGCAGGCCGAGAAGGAGGCCGAGCAGCGCAAGGAGAAGGAGACACAGCCCGUCAAGGAGGAGGUGAAGAGCAGCCGCAAGUCGAAGAAGGAGUCCAAGAAGGCGGCCCCCGAUGAGCCGCCGGCCGACGGUCCCGCCAAGGCGCUGAGCGUCCCCGGCGCCGGGACACAGGUGCAAAAGUGGAUCCAGCGCGCGUUGGACAUGGGCGUGCCGGCGCUGCGCGAGGAAUACCGAGGCUUGUCGAAGUGGUGCCCGGAUGGGAUGACCGUCGACGCGUUUAAGGCCGCCCAGCCGGAGAACAAGAAUCGCUACCAAGACGUGCCAUGCCAAGACAAAUGCCGUGUGGUGCUGAAAUGGCCGGGCGCCAGCGGCGACUACAUCCACGGCAACUUCGUCAAGACACCCCAGAUGGAGAACCGCUUCAUCUGCACGCAGGGGCCGCUCGAGACGACUGUCGUCGAUUUUUGGUGCAUGAUCAUCCAGGAAGAGGUCGAGACCAUCGUCAUGCUGUGCAACUUGGUCGAGCAGGGCAAGCUCAAGUGCUUCAAGUACUUCCCAAUGGAAAAGGGCGAAAAACUCGAGGUGUCCCCCGACAUCACCAUCACCAACACUGACAUCAAACCGAUGAGCCCCGAGGAGCCGUCAGUGAACGUCUCCGUGCUGCGCAUCGACUUCAAGAAAGACGACAAGCCGGCCACUCGCGACGAGCUGCUCUCCCGAAUCCGCGGCACGCAGAAGCCGAUCGCCGUCCAUUGCUCGGCUGGGAUCGGGCGCACUGGGACCAUUGUGGCUAUUGAAUACAUCCUGGAAUGCCUGCAGCACGGCAAGGACUGCGUCGACAUGGACAAGCUGCUGAAGGAGUUGCGCGAGCAGCGGCCCUGGUCCAUUCAGAAUGACUUGCAAUACCUCUACAUUCACCGCAUCCUGCUCUUCUACUUCCUCGACAAGUACAAGGCGCAGAACAAGUCGGUGCUCACCCCGGAGAACGUCGAGAAGUACAACAAGUUCAUCGAGGAGUACGACGCGGCCACCCGA
Mesorhabditis spiculigera is the source of this 1641-nucleotide messenger RNA. The record is from the annotation of a GenBank genome assembly. Lineage: Eukaryota; Metazoa; Nematoda; Chromadorea; Rhabditida; Rhabditidae.